UUCGUCGCCGAACCAAAUUCUUCGGACACAAACUAGAGAAGUCUUCGAACGUCCUUAAUUAGAUCCGGAAGUUCCUUUGUGAGAGAAGAUGACAGUGAUCGACAUUCUGACCAGAGUUGACACGAUCUGCAAGAAGUACGACAAGUACGACGUCGACAAACAGCGCGAGUCCAAUAUCUCCGGCGAUGACGCUUUCGCUCGUCUCUACGGAGCUUUCGAGACUCAAAUCGAGACAGCUCUCGAGAAAGCUGAGAUUGUUACCAAGGAGAAGAACAGAGCUUCUGCUGUUGCGAUGAACGCUGAGAUCCGUCGCACAAAGGCUAGAUUGUCCGAGGAAGUUCCCAAGCUGCAGAGACUUGCUCUCAAGCGGGUAAAAGGCCUUACAACGGAAGAGCUUGCUGCGAGAAACGAUUUGGUGCUUGCGCUUCCGGCGAGGAUCGAAGCUAUACCUGAUGGGACAGCGGGUGGUCCUAAAAGCACUACUAGUGCUUGGGCUCCUUCUACAACCUCUCGUCCUGAUAUCAAGUUUGAUUCAGAUGGGCGUUUUGAUGAUGAUUACUUUCAAGAGUCGCAUGAAUCCAGCCAGUUCAAACAGGAGUUUGAGAUGCGCAAAAUUAAGCAGGACCAAGGUCUGGACAUGAUCUCCGAAGGUCUAGAUGCUUUGAAGAACAUGGCGUCUGAUAUGAACGAGGAGCUGGACCGUCAAGUUCCUCUGAUGGAUGAAAUAGACUCAAAGGUUGACAGAGCAACCUCGGAUCUUAAGAACACCAAUGUUAGACUCAAAGAUACUGUGAACCAGCUGAGAUCAAGCCGGAACUUCUGCAUCGAUAUUGUUCUGUUGUGUAUUGUUCUGGGUAUCGCUGCAUACUUGUACAAUGUACUGAAGUGAUGAGAUGAACAGGAAAGGACCCAUCACUACUCUCUCUUGCCAUCAUCUAUUAAAGUUUCUUACCCGAGUCAGUUUGUGUGUGUGUGUGUUUGUGUGCCUGUUUCUGGCGGUAUUUGUUUGAUCUUUUGACGAGAGUUUCUUCUAAGUGUCAAGACUGUUCAAGUUGUUUCUUCUAUUGAGUUAUUUCCAUGUUGUUCAUGUCCAUUACAUGAUGAAUAUAUAUAUUCUCCUUCCCGAA
Raphanus sativus (radish) is the source of this 1127-nucleotide messenger RNA. RefSeq names its product syntaxin-71. Gene Ontology annotation, cellular component: membrane; endomembrane system; SNARE complex. Gene Ontology annotation, biological process: vesicle fusion; intracellular protein transport. The coding region runs from base 89 to 889 and encodes 266 amino acids. The transcript is spliced from 9 exons. Gene Ontology annotation, molecular function: SNAP receptor activity; SNARE binding. The record is from RefSeq and is a predicted model, not a curated record. Lineage: Eukaryota; Viridiplantae; Streptophyta; Magnoliopsida; Brassicales; Brassicaceae.